Gadus macrocephalus (Pacific cod) is the source of this 9835-nucleotide messenger RNA. RefSeq names its product adhesion G protein-coupled receptor B2 (gene adgrb2). Gene Ontology annotation, molecular function: G protein-coupled receptor activity. Gene Ontology annotation, cellular component: plasma membrane. Lineage: Eukaryota; Metazoa; Chordata; Actinopteri; Gadiformes; Gadidae. Gene Ontology annotation, biological process: adenylate cyclase-activating G protein-coupled receptor signaling pathway; cell surface receptor signaling pathway; peripheral nervous system development. The record is from RefSeq and is a predicted model, not a curated record.
ACAAGGAUAAGAAUGGAUCUGUGAGAACGACUUCGACUACACCGCACGUUUGCUGUAUUUGGAAACUGCGCCUACUGACGUAAGUAGCGUGGUGCGCGCCUCACGGAUCCCCGGUGGAACGAGGCAGCAGCAGCAAGAGCGCGCAUCUUCUUUUUCGCCGCGUUGGAUCGACUGCAGGAAGAGCAGAUGCCCGACUACGAACCUUCGCCUGUGGAUAUCACACAUGCCAGAGCAGGCGGGCAGACGAGAUCCACUGUCGUAAAGACGCAUCGUUCGCGUCCACUCUCAGUCCCAAGGACGGUUGAGGAAUAAAUAGCGAGAACCUAAAGCGGGAGCAGGUAGUGGUGUUUAUUCUUUUGCCACACACACGCACACACACACACACACACAGACACACACACAUACACACACACACUCACACACACACAUACACACACACACACACACACGUUCCAAUGAAGAGUUUCGGAGGAGGACUUAUGAGGAAUACUGGGCAUCAGCACUAGAUACCGAAGGAUUCUCACUCGGCCACUGCUGCUGCUGUUGCGGAGCACCGUGUGAGUGCGAUCGGCUUUGGAAUACAGCGAUGUGAGAAACCAAUGUGGAUACGACGUGGAUAUAUGGAGAGGCACUUCGGCAGUCUUUGAACAUAUCGGACAUCCAUCUGCAACGGCAUGUUCGUAUAAGGCUCCGUGAUCUGGCACUGCUUUUUUCCCUUCUUUUUUUUUUAUCUUGGUUCGGUGUUUUUUUUUGUAGGAGAUCAAUGGAAACGGUAUUAUUCAUCCGCCUCAGACCCCUGAUUGUUUUGAUUUAGUUUUUGGUUUUGUUUGGUGUUUUGGUGCACACGAGUGGAAUGCCUCGCAUCAGAGCGUCUCGGUGUGGAGGAGACUCCGCGCGGGGCUGAACGGACGGCUCCCCUCUCCUCUCCUCUCCCGCUGCUGGAGACGUGCGAUGGAUGGGAAACUUAAUUUGCAUCUACCAAACCGUUCGAGGGAAAACCGUCACGUCAAAUAACCGCCGCUGACAGUGAUCAGGCUGAAUGUCAUAGGAUGAACACUGCUGGUGGGGUGUGUCUGUCUGUGCUGUCCUCCUUCCUGGCCGUGGCCGGGGCCCUGGCUGCCGCCUCCGCCCUAGCCCUCGUCCGCCUCUCUGCCCUGGCCGCGGCCACCUCCGGGGCGGCCGCCGGCUCCCCCAGCGCCGGGGCAGAGGGGCCCCUCUCCCCCGCCGCCAUCUCCUCGCCAUGCUCCAGCCUGGUGGCGGGCGUGCUGUACGGCUCCUUCUCCCUGCGGGAGCUCUUCCCCUCCAGCUCCCUGGAGAACCCCGACCCCACCAAGUACUCCCUGUACCUGCGCUUCACCCGCCACCCCUCCAUCUGCCAGACACACUCCCCCAUGCUGCUGUCCCUGGACCACCACCUGGCCAACCAGAGCUGCCCGCUGCGGCUGCACUCGGACCCCCCUAAGGACCAGGAGGUGGUGGACCUCUGCGGGGGCCGGCCGGCCGCAGACGAGCCCCACGCCUUCCUGCAGUUCGACAAGAACUUUGUGCAGCUGUGUCUGACGCGGUGGCCCUCGCCCGACGCACCGCCCCUCGCCGAGGAGACGCUGGAGCUGCGGCUGGUGGAGGUGCUGCUCAUCAACAACGAGAACUCCAGCCAGUUCACCUGCGGCGUGCUGUGCCGCUGGUUCGAGGAGUGCCUGCGCGGCGGUCGCCACGGCGACGGAGACGGCGGGGACGGCUGCGGCAUGACGCAGACGGGCUGCAUCUGUCCCAACCACAACAUCGCGCCACCGGCGGUCCCGUUGCCGCCGGCGACGCCGCACGCGGCCGGCGGCAACGGCUCGCUGGCGCCCGAGGACUGCUGCGUCACCGAGCUGCACUCCAACGACGCCAUCGCCAUAGCGCCCCGGGACGUCAGACAAGACCCGUAUGAGGACGACCUGAAGGUAAAGACCCAGAGACCACGAUCUGCAGACCAGCCAGGUGUGUUUCAGGCACAGACAGCAGGUGACCCGGCGGCCGAGGAGUGGUCCCAGUGGAGCGUGUGCUCGUUGACGUGCGGCCAGGGCUGGCAGGUGCGCACCCGCUCCUGCGUGUCCUCCCCGUACGGGACGCUGUGCAGCGGCGCGCUCCGGGAGACACGCAUGUGCAACAACACGGUGGCCUGUCCCGGUGACACCGGGAUCAUCAGCUCAGUGCAUGGGCUGUGGGAGGAGUGGUCGUCAUGGAGUCUGUGUUCUGUGACGUGUGGGCGGGGCUCUCGGAUCCGAACCCGGAAGUGUGUGAACGGAGGAGGGGGAGGGGCCUGUGGAGGGCCCGAGACUCAGACCAAACUCUGCAACAUAGCGCUCUGUCCUGUGGAGGGCCAGUGGUUGGACUGGGCCCCCUGGUCCCCCUGCAGCGUGACCUGCAGCGUGGGCACGGAGCAGCGGCAGCGGCGGUGCAGCGCCUCGGUGCACGGCUGGGCUGAGUGCAAGGGGGUGCACCAGGAGAGCCGGGACUGCACCAACCCCCCGUGCAGUGGCGGCGGUGGUAACUGGGCCAGCUGGAACCACUGGAGUCUGUGCAGCAAGACAUGUGACUCUGGCUGGCAGCGGCGCUUCAGGAUGUGUGAGGGCGCGGAGGUCCAGGGCUCCACCUGCCAGGGGUCCGGGGAAGAGGUCCGCACCUGCAACGACAAGAAGUGCCCAGCGCCUCACGAGAUCUGCAAGGAUGAGACCCUCCUCUCCAUGAUGUGGAAGAGAGCUUCGGCUGGAGAAACGGUCUACAACAAAUGUCCAACUAACGCCACUGGAUCUGCUAGUCGUCGUUGCCUGCUGGACAAUAAUGGAGUUGCUUUCUGGGGUCCUCCGAGCUUCGCCAGAUGCAUCUCACUUGAAUAUAGAUAUUUACAUUUAUCUUUGCGAGAGCAUCUUGCGAAGGGUCAGAGGACCCUGGCGGGGGAGGGCAUGUCUCAGAUCGUCAGGGGUCUCCUGGAGCUGUUGCAGAGGAGGAGCUACCACAGCGGUGACCUUCUCUUCUCCACGGAGAUUCUGCGAAAUGUGACGGACACCUUCAAAAGAGCAACCUACAUCCCAGCUCCCGACGACGUGCAGAAAUUUUUCCAGGUAGUCAGCUUAAUGUUGGACAUGGAUAAUAUCGAGAAGUGGGAUGACGCACACCAGGUCUCUCCCGGUGCAGCGAUGUUGAUGAGGAUACUGGAGGACUUCAUUCAUCUCAUCGGCGAUGCGCAGAAACCCUUUCAGAGUGUCCUGGUGGUCACCAACAACCUCAUGAUCACUAUCCAGCGAGAGCCGGUGUCUGCGGUCUCCAGCAACAUCAACUUCCCCAUGAAGGGCCGACGGGGGAUGAAGGACUGGGCGCGGAACGCGGAGGACAAGCUCUACAUCCCUAAAGAGGUCUUCACUGCGCCCGCAGAAGAAACAGAGACCGAGACUGAAGGGACGAUGUACUAUGUGAUCGGAGCCAUCCUAUACAGGACGUUGGGAUCCAUCUUGCCUGCACCAAACCCCCCUGCGAUGAUCAACUCCAAGAUCCUGGCGGUGACGGUGCGUCCAGAGCCCCAGCCCAGCGAGCCCAUGGUGGUGGUGGAGCUGUCGCCUCUGCUCAACGGUACAUCGGAUCCUCAGUGCGUGGUGUGGGACUACGGCAACCCGGAAGCCGGAGCAGAAAACUGGGGCACAGAAGGCUGCCAAACGCUCACUUCAACCGCCGUCCACACCAAAUGUCUGUGCAGCAGGAUAUCCACCUACGCCGUGUUAGCACAGCAAGCUAAAGAGCCGGACAUGGGGCCUUCCAGUAUGCCCUCAGUGCCACUCAUGGUGGGCUGUGGGGUCUCCUGCACAGCCCUGAUCAUCCUGCUGCUCAUCUACGCUGCCUUCUGGAGGUACAUUCGCUCGGAGCGAUCGAUCAUCUUGGUGAACUUCUGUCUCUCCAUCCUGGCCUCCAACAUGUUGAUCCUGGUGGGACAAUCACAGACACUGAGCAAGGGUCUGUGCACUGUGACGGCGGCCUUCCUGCAUUUCUUCUUCCUGGCGUCGUUCUGCUGGGUACUGACCGAGGCGUGGCAGUCUUACCUCGCCGUCAUCGGCAAGAUGAGGUCGCGCCUGAUCCGCAAGCGUUUCCUGUGCCUCGGCUGGGGUCUCCCGGCCCUAGUAGUAGCAGUGUCGGUAGGCUUCACCAGAGCGAGAGGUUACGGCACAGCCAGCUAUUGCUGGCUCUCCUUAGAGGGUGGUCUUCUCUAUGCCUUUGUGGGACCAGCUGCUGUCAUUGUACUGGUGAAUAUGCUGAUUGGAAUUGUGGUGUUCAAUAAGCUCAUGUCUCGGGACGGCAUCUCGGACAAGUCUAAAAAGCAGCGGGCGGGUGUCCCGGUGGAGGCACGUAACCGGCUGCUGCUGAAAUGCUCCAAGUGUGGCGUGAUCUCAAGCACCGCCAUGUCCAGCUCCACCGCCAGCGGCGCCAUGGCCUCUCUGUGGAGCUCCUGUGUAGUUCUGCCUCUGCUGGCGUUGACCUGGAUGUCUGCAGUGCUGGCCAUCACUGACCGGCGCUCCACGCUGUUCCAGGUCCUCUUUGCGGUGUUCGAUUCAGUGCAAGGCUUCGUCAUCAUCACCGUUCACUGUGCCAUGCGCCGAGAGGUGCAGGACGCGGUGCGCUGUCGGAUGGGCGGAUGCAAAGACGACAGCGAGAACUCGCCGGACUCCUGCAAGAACGGACAGGUGCAGAUCAUGAAGUGUCCCAACGUCAGCUACUGCGGCCAGCAGUGCGGCUCGCUACGCUACGGCACCGCCGCAACCCCGUGCCAGCCCAUGUCCUGCCACCAGUCCACGCCCCACCCGUCCCCCGUGGGCCCCCCGGGUUGCCGGCACGGGUGCCAGCAGGCCUGCCUCCACAGCCUGCCCCACCUCAACCACAACCACAACCGCCUCCACGAGCACAGCGCCGCGCUGAGCUCCGACUUCCACAGCCUCGCCCUCAUGAACCAUAACCACACCCACAGCCACCACAGCAGCCAAUCAACGGACUUUGAGAAAGACGUUGACCUGGCGUGUCAAACAGUUAUCUUCAAGGAGGUGAACACGUGCAACCCUUCCACCAUCACCGGGACGCUGUCCCGGAUCUCCCUGGACGACGAGGACGACCCCAAGCUGAUGGCCCACCAGGACGGAGGGGUGGGCCUCAACUUCAGCAGCCUGCCCGGCAACAUCCCCCCUCCAAACCUCAUCGUUCAGGUGCCCCCUCUGGGAGGACUUAACGAGCUGAGCGAGACGCCCCUCAAGAAGGAGGUCAACGUGGAGCAGCAGCGACAGCAGGGGCAGCAGCGCGGAGGGGCCCCCGUCUACCUGUGCACCGAGAGUGGCCUGGGAUGGGGCCGAUCGCCCCCCUCGUCCAACUCGCCCCAGGACGGGAGCGUGGGGGGAGGAGGCUUAGCAGGAGGUGGGGGCAUGAUGGCAGGGGGAGAGGGGGACUACAUGGUCUUGCCCCGGAGGACAGUCAGUCUCAAGCCGCCGGGGCCCGCCGGGAUAGUGGGGCUGGGGCUGGGGGGCGAGGAGAAGCCCCUCAACAUCGGGUUGGACGACCCCCCCUUCCCCCCGCCCCCUUCCCCGCUGACCCUGCACCCGGCCGAGAGCGAGGCCUACCCGGCCGACUUUGUGGCGCCCGGGCAGGGCGACAUGAACCUGGCCAUGAACCUCAACCACCGCUCCUACGGGACCAUCAAGACCAUGCCCGGCCACGGGAACAUGCUGGCGCCGGGCGGCCCGAUGGCGCACGCCCACCGGGGCCACGUGCAGCACGGCCACUCGCUGCAACUCAAGCCGGGCCAGAGGCCGUCCGUCAGGCAGAUCUUGACGGGGGGCGGUGGCGGUGGCGGCGGUGGCGGCGGCGGCGGGGCGGAGAGGACCAUGACCCUGCCGCGCAACCUGGGCAGCACCAACAACGCAAACACCAGCCACUCGGCCGGCUCCCUGGAGAGGAAGAGAGUACGGUACUCUGAGCUGGACUUUGAGAAAGUGAUGCACACUCGCAAAAGACACUCUGAGCUGUACCACGAGCUCAACCACUCGUCCAAGUUCCACACCAUAGACAGGUAUAGCAGGGACCCGGCCGUGUCCGCCUUCAAGAGGAGGAAAAAACCAUGGAGCAUUUGGUCUACCGGAGGUGAAAAGAUCUCGUCGAGUGACAAGUCGACCCCAGACGACCAGCACUCCUGGGACAGCUUCAAGACCAUGACCCCCGAGCUGUGCAUCGUCCCUGGGGAACAGAAGGACCGCAUGGAGCUGCACAACAAGACAUGGGACUCUUCCUCCGCUAACACACCAGACUCAUCCGAAGGAGAUUUUCAGACUGAAGUGUGAAAAACAACACACAUAUACAUAUACACACACCCGCAAGCAAACUAGGACACACACACAUAAAACACAAACGUACACACUCCCUCAGAAUCCGAGAUUGGACUUAAAAGGGCAAACUAAAGUGAACAAGUACAAACCACUGGGCGCACACAACACACGUAUGAACACGCACACACACACACACACACACACACACACACACAUACACACACACACACACACACACACACACACACACACACACACACACACACACACACACACACACACACACACACACACACUUUUACAGACUCUGCUCCAAAUCUCCUGCGAUGUGUUCUAUUAGAUUGCUUACUGUAAUUGUUUACGGCUGCACUGGACUGACAUGGAGGUAAACUGUUCUAUUCUAUAUUUUCACAAAGACUAUCAAAAAUGAAAGAACAGGGGCUUGAAGCAAGUACAGACACACUUUUUGAGAAAAAUAGAAGACCUUUAAGAAAAUCCAACAAAACAACCACAGAAAAAAAAAGACCCUAUGGACGAUGAACGGUUUCUGAAAAAUAAUGUCUUGAUUUUAUUCUAGAGAAGAUGAAGAAGAAAAAAAAGGAAAAUCUCUUUCACCUGUUUAAUGAUUUUGAAAAAGUUGAAAAAAGAAAAGAAUAUUUCUGCACCGUUAAGUUCUUUUUAUAGAAAGGAAAAAAAAAAUCUCACUGCUGUUUUCACACCGUUAGUCCCCCUAGGCCCCCCCGUCAUCUUCUGUUUUCUUUCCCAGUGUAAUGGAGGAUGCAAGCACUCUUUUUUUUUUUACUGUACGUUUCUCUCUAUAGAUGGUUCCGGAGAGUUGGUCGGGGUUGAAGGGAAAAAAAGAGUUGUUUAAUGAUAUGUGCCAUUCCUCUGCUACGUCUUCUCUUCUCCGUCUGCAAUGUAAUCUUGUUUUCCCCUUCUUUGUAUUUUCUAUGAUUUAGAUAUGAGAUGUCCUCCCUAACGUUAAACUGUUGAGGAAAAUUAUAUCAAAAGUCAAACAGGAUCAACAAAGAACCCUUUCUGCACAAUUAUGUUCUACGGUCUUAAUUGUACAAGAAUAAUCAAUUUAUUUUGGGAUUGCUUUGGUUCGUCUGGCUUUUUGCUUGCUUUGCCUUUUUUUGGAUUCCUUUAUUAGGGUUUAUCCCUUGUGAAAACCAAACCAAUAUUCCACAUAUACACACAGCUCAUCUUUGUGAGCUUGCCUGAGGUCCUGUGUGCGUUGCAUGUUGCUCCGUCCCGAUUGGAAAACAACAAGAACAAAUAUUGCCCACUUGACACUCUCUCACCCUCUCACACACACUCCCUGGGAAUAUUUCCAUUCGGAAGAAUGCAACAUUGGAAUCGAUGUUGGAAAAAACGCCAGAGAUACUUUCCCAUCGUGGGCUGUUUGCUGUGCCAUUCAAGAGUCUGCAAAACUCGCCUCAUAUUUUCUCCAUGACUCCCUCCUUCCCACAUACAGGCCUGAUACACAGGCAUCAAUACCCUGCUCAGAGCCAGGUAUCGACUGGUUUGCCAGCCCGCUCAUCCCCUGUAGUUACUAAGGAAAUGACCUAGUGCCCUCCAGACUGCCUGCUGUGACGUGGCAGCCUACGCUCUCUUGCCAUUUGCGAUCAAGAGCAACUGCUGCGGUGGAGGGGAAAGACGUGCACAAAGAGACGCAGACGGCAGAGGCUGUGCUCUGACCAUCGUGUCCUCUGGAGUUCUGCCCCCGCCCCCCCCCUCCUCCCCCAUUGGUCCUUGUUUUAUCCACCAUUGACGUGUUCCAAUCUGCCCCCCCCCCCCCCUAAAUAGAAGAAGAAAAACAGAUAAUAUCAAAUGUUAAUGUGACAUUGCAUUAAUACAUAUGGGCUUAAUAUAUGGUGAGGGGGCGCUGACAGACAGCCAUACAGACAGUCGAGGACGGAUCGUGAUGACGUCAUUCAGGCAGAAAGAGACAAAGUGGGAUCCUAAAGGAUGAGACAAGUAGCCAAUCAGAAGGGAUGUUAAAUUAAGCAGUGAGGCUGGGGGAGUCAGGGGGGGAGGGGCAGACAGGGGGGAGUCAAGUGCCAGGGGGAGCCUGAUGGAAAGAUAUUUUUACCUGACAUUUUUAGAUUGCAGUCUCCCAAAAAACAAAUGGAAGGUCUAGUUCUUUGCCGUGGAAACAUUAGCAUAUUACUCAUGCAAAACACCAGCAGAGAGGGGAGAGGGUCAGAGUGCACCAUGAACGCAGUAGAUGGCCCGAUAACUUCCCUCCAUGUCUUUUUACACAGCCUUCCAAUUAGCCGAACGUUAGUGGGCAGAUAGAUGAUAGCACAGUGUAGGAGAGAACGGCAGACUUAAAGGGGGGGGGGGGGGGGGGGUGGCAAGUAAAUCAAAAGAGGGGCAGCAGUGGAUGCAGAUCAAGAGAGGGAGAGUGGAAAACAGUAAUUACCAAGGGGAUGGCGAUUUGUCCUGACAUUUUCAGACACAACCCUCAAACCAUCUGUUUAAAGAUCCCUAAUGUGGUAACGCAGCGCAGUGCAGAUGGCAAGACAAGAGCACAGUCCUAGCUAACCUUUGCAAGCUAAUCGGCGAUACGCAGAGAAAAAAUAACCACCUACCCUCCCUCCCUCCCUCGCGGAAGAGAGAGGGAGGGAGGGUAGAUGGAUAGAUCUGGGGCCCCCAAGUCGUUGUGUUUUUCCGGGUUCACAUUCACCUUGCUCUCCGCGAGGUCACGCUUGGUCUCUACAUGGUCUCCAGACAUCUGGACCAGAGCCUGUUGACACCAUCUCCCAUGUACAACCUUGUGAGAAGGGUGUGUUGGCUCAGCGAUCUUCCACUUCGAGUCAAUCUGGACCGCAGCGGCAACUGCACUAUUAACGAGUUGCAAAGGACGAUUCAGGAGUCUCAUCUUCAAUCUGAAAAAUGUGUCUGAUAAUUAUUUUCAAAUAUUAUUGUGAUCAUUAUUAUUACUAUUAUGAUUCCGCUGCUAGUGUUUUUCCGUCACGAUUCAUUCAUGCUUGUCGGGGGAUUUCUCUGUUGUAUUCUCAAAGGAAGGUGAGUGCUAUGGUUUAUUUUUGUUAGGGUCUGAAGCUGUUUGGAAGUUCACAUCCACUGUGAAGUAUUAACCAAGCGGCAUCACGCAACAAUCUUGUCCUUGAUCUACUUGUUCUAAGCUUUGCCCUUUGAGUGUCUUUUGGAAAGUUCAAAGAGCCUGCAGUAUCAUUCAUGUCACACCAACACACAAUGAACUGCGCAUUUCAAAGUUUUGAACAACUAUGCACACAGGCUUAUUAACACACGAGUACAGCAAAAGCAUCCGGUCCCCUCUUUAAUUCAUUUGGAGUAUUGCUUCAAGAGAAAUUCUCCCUUAACCCUCUAUCUUUCUCUCUCUCCCUCCCCUCCUCCUGCUCUCAUUCUCCUGUUUUAUUUUAUAAAUAUCUGUAUAAUUAUAGAAAAAGUAGUCCUCUGAUGUUUUCAUAGUGUCUUUUUUAUAUGAAAAAUAAAUUUUCAAAUGAUAA